This is a messenger RNA of Pyrus x bretschneideri (Chinese white pear), 952 nucleotides long. Its product is annotated as 60S ribosomal protein L10. The transcript is spliced from 3 exons. Gene Ontology annotation, biological process: translation; ribosomal large subunit assembly. The record is from RefSeq and is a predicted model, not a curated record. Gene Ontology annotation, cellular component: cytosolic large ribosomal subunit; ribosome. Lineage: Eukaryota; Viridiplantae; Streptophyta; Magnoliopsida; Rosales; Rosaceae. Bases 78 to 743 code for a protein of 221 amino acids. Gene Ontology annotation, molecular function: structural constituent of ribosome.
CGCAUUUCGUCUUCAACCUCUCACUCCAUCUUUCCCAUCCAGAAAAACUAGGGUUUUGAGAACCAGCCGCCGCCGCCAUGGGGAGAAGGCCCGCCAGAUGCUACCGCCAGAUCAAGAACAAGCCCUACCCAAAAUCCCGCUUCUGCCGCGGUGUGCCCGAUCCGAAGAUCCGAAUCUAUGACGUCGGCAUGAAGAAGAAGGGCGUCGACGAGUUUCCCUUCUGCAUCCACCUCGUCUCCUGGGAGAAGGAAAACGUUUCCAGCGAGGCUCUCGAGGCGGCGCGAAUUGCAUGCAACAAGUACAUGACCAAGUUCGCUGGCAAGGAUACCUUCCACCUGAGAGUUAGGGUUCACCCCUUCCAUGUCCUCCGAAUCAACAAGAUGCUUUCGUGCGCCGGAGCCGAUAGGCUUCAGACUGGUAUGCGCGGAGCUUUCGGGAAGCCUCUCGGUACUUGCGCUAGGGUUGCUAUUGGGCAGGUGCUGCUCUCUGUGCGUUGCAAGGAAAGCAACAAGAGCCACGCCGCCGAGGCCCUCCGCCGUGCCAAGUUCAAGUUUCCCGGCCGCCAAAAGAUCAUUGAGAGCAGGAAAUGGGGAUUCACCAAGUUCAACAGAACUGACUAUGUGAGGUUGAAGUCUGAGGGUCGUAUCAUACCCGAUGGUGUCAAUGCCAAGCUUUUGGGAUGCCAUGGAUCUUUGGCAUUGCGUCGCCCUGGUGGAGCAUUCAUUGAUGCUGCUGUGAACUGAUUUCGCGUAAUCCAACUUCCUCUAGGAAUUGUAUUCGUGUAAUCCAAACUUCGUUUCUGUUCUGAUUUCUGUUUACUAGAUUACGUGUCUUGAACUAGUUUUUGGAGAUGUUAUCCUUAAGCAUUUGUUUAAGUUAUAAUUUUGGGCAAACUUCUAUCGGAGUUGAAUUUCAUAUUUUGAGUAAUGCCAUUUGGUUAGAUUCAAUGUUA